Messenger RNA from Penicillium cataractarum, 600 nucleotides. RefSeq lists its product as uncharacterized. Lineage: Eukaryota; Fungi; Ascomycota; Eurotiomycetes; Eurotiales; Aspergillaceae. The transcript has 2 exons. The coding region runs from base 1 to 600 and encodes 199 amino acids. The record is from RefSeq and is a predicted model, not a curated record.
AUGAGCACACUUAGCAACCCCGAUUCGAUCAACCACAAGCAGGGUACCUUCAAGCCCUCUGUGGCACCCGAAGGACCUAUGACAAACAAGAGUUACCAACCCGGCCGCAAAGUCAACGAGGCUGACCAGCGCCCCGAAUUCCACAUGGAACAUCUCCCUCCGGGCACCGCACCCGCGAGCAACUCCUACUCUGCCAACACGGUGAACAAAGUUGGCAGUCAAGCCAACAACCCCGAUGUCCUCCGUGCACACGGCAAGGAAGCCGUUCACACACCCGCCGCAAAUACCUUGAGGGGAGCAACUUCCGCCGAUGUACACACCGGGUUUGGCAAGCCCCUCGUGGGUCAGACCGGCGUUGAACUCGCCCAUGACGGUGCCCAUGGCCGAAAGAAGCAGCGUGGUGGUCUGGAGGGUGUUGGCACUUCCAUAGAAGAUAAAAGUGGCGAAUGCAAGCUCCCUGACAAGCGUGGCAAUGAGAGAGAACAUCAUCUAAGUCGCCUUCGUGGGAACAAGGAAGAUCGCUCUGCGGCGGAUGUGCGGCCAGAGCCUGCUGAGACUCUGGAUGCCGAGUGGAAGUAUGAGCCUGGCACCAAGCGGUGA